Molecule: messenger RNA, 914 nt
Organism: Cokeromyces recurvatus
Lineage: Eukaryota; Fungi; Mucoromycota; Mucoromycetes; Mucorales; Mucoraceae
Exons: 4
Coding region: 260-874 (204 amino acids)
Source: RefSeq, a predicted model, not a curated record
CUUUUAGUUGAGAAUAUUAGCAGUUCCUCUAUUGCAGAAUAAUAUAUUUAUUUAUUAACAUUUAUGAACUCUAUUUCUUCUUCUUCUUUUAUAUUGUGUUCAUAUAUAAUGAAUAAUAAUAAUUUUGGAAUAAUGAUGUAUAACUUUAAUAGUAACCCAGUCGUAUGUUGUGCUGUAAUACCAUCAAAGUAUGGAAUACCCUUAGUGUUAACUAUUUGGAUUGUAGGGCAUUUCUGUGUAUUUUGCUGCUUUAUCCUUUAUGAAGAAAAGUCCCUUUUAUUCAUAUAUUGAUACCCGUACAUUGAUUGUAUUUGGUAUACUUCACAUAUUACUAGCUUUAUUAUGUUUUUAUGGCUAUAUAGUGUAUUGGAUUAAACGGUCAGUUAGUCAAUACCGUCGAUAUGCAAAAUUAGUUGCCUGCUUUAUUGUCAUUAUUUUAAUUGAUAUCAUUGCCAACUUUAUUACCUUUGUCGUAAAGAAAGAUGAUUUUUUAACUUGGUGUAAACACAAAUCAAUGAAUACUAUGAUGAAUCAAACAUUACAGCAAGAGAGUCUUAUGAAUACUACCCUCACUGAUCAAUUUAUCAUCAUGAAUCCUGAUCUUGUGUUCAAUUGUUCAAAAUUGCAUAAAGCGGAUAUCAAGUUCUCUGCUGCUACCAUCCUCUUUAUCAUCAUUCUUUAUAUACAUUGGUCUACAUUUAUUAUCAGUGACUCGAAAAAUUUUAUAAUUAUGCAACCUGAAAUUUUUAGUCAGCCAUUAUCAUCGUCAACAGAUACAGAAGUGGAAAGAUUCAAUAACUACUCUCUUCAAAAUCGACAAGCGUCUAUUGAAUUAUCUAAUAUUAGACCUUCUUCCGAGAAUAAUGCAUUUUAAUAACAUAAUUUAAUUUAUAAAUAAAAAGAAAGAAAGAAAG